Molecule: messenger RNA, 2431 nt
Organism: Conger conger (European conger)
Lineage: Eukaryota; Metazoa; Chordata; Actinopteri; Anguilliformes; Congridae
Product: torsin-1A-like
Exons: 5
Coding region: 62-1018 (318 amino acids)
Biological process (GO): nuclear membrane organization; protein localization to nucleus
Cellular component (GO): nuclear envelope; endoplasmic reticulum lumen
Molecular function (GO): ATP binding; ATP hydrolysis activity; kinesin binding
Source: RefSeq, a predicted model, not a curated record
AACAGCAACCAGCUGUUGGUUUAAUUUUAGGUUUUACGGGGAGAUAAGAAAGGAUAUUGAUAUGGCUGGCCGUGAGCGUGUUCUUAGUCUCGCCAUUUGUUUCGUCUCAGUAGGACUUAGUGGGGCCUAUUUCGGACAGGACGUAUUCGGACGAAUAAAACGUUUUAUUAAUUGUUCACCAAAUUACAAUCCAAAUGGUUUGGCCUCUGACUUGAAAAGCUCACUCUUUGGCCAGCACUUGGCCUCUAGGGUGAUUCUGAAGGCCGUGACAGGGUUCAUGGAGGACCCUAACCCGACUAAACCUUUGGUCCUGUCUCUCCACGGGAGCUCCGGAACAGGGAAGAACCAUGUUGCCAAGAUUAUCGCUCAGAACCUCUUCAAAGACGGUGCCCAGAGCAGCCAGGUGCACCUGUUCACUGCCAUACUCGACUUCCCUCAUGAAAAACAUUUGGAAACCUACAAGGCCCAGCUUCAGCAGUGGAUCAGAGGAAAUGUGUCAGUUUGUCCUCAUUCUAUGUUCAUCUUUGACGAGAUGGACAAGAUGAACCCACUUCUUUUUGAGACCAUCAAAUGCUUCAUGGAACACUACGCACAGGUGGAUGGAGUGUCCUAUAGACACGCCAUGUUCCUCUUCCUUAGUCACAAAGGUGGAUACAUCAUAACCCAGAAGGCGAUGGAUUUCUGGAUGGCUGGCAGGAAGAGAGAGGAGAUUGAGCUGAACAGCCAGGGCCUGGAAACGGCCAUUAGAAAACACCUUUUCAACAGCAAGAAAGGUGGGUUCUGGCGCUCCAGCCUGAUUGACAGCAAUGUUGUGGAUUUCUUUAUCCCUUUCCUGCCUCUGGAGCACAAGCACAUAGUCAUGUGUGCCCUGGCAGAGAUGGCCACUCUCGGACACACGCCUGACACCGCCAUCGCUGAGAAAGUCGCUGACGACGUUCUCUACUUUCCCUCAGAAAAAAUGAUCUUCGCCUCCAAAGGCUGUAAAACUCUCCGAAACAGAAUCGAAUACUACGUCUAGAGCAGAAUACAUCUAAAAUCAGACUAAAAUACAUCUAAAGCUAUCAGACUGAAAUACAACAGCUACAGCUGAAAUACAGUGGAACCUGUAGAUACAGAUGCUUAUUGGAAGUGACUUUAUUUAAGAGAUUGUGGUAAUUUAUUAUAAUAAACCAAUAGGUCAACAUUUUAGAUUUUUACACUGCAGUUAUUUAGCUGUCUAUUAUCCAAAGUAGACUAACAGCUGAUUAGACAAAGGAGGGAACAUUCCCCCGUGGAACAUGCACGAUAGCCACUAGGCUGUAGGCUGCAGUAUGUAGUCUGUAGGCUCUUGUACAUUUUGGUGCUUGUGACUCGUCUUUUUUUAAUGCAUGUGUUACUGAUUUAUAUUUUUCUCUUGUAAAACACUUUGAGCUGCAUUUUGUAAUGAAUUUGCUUGCUCUUUUAAUAAUAAAAUCAAACCUAUCAGACUGACCAUCAACACUACACAGUCAAACAGUGAAACUGUGCCAUCCCUAUGAUCACCUACGAAUAAUCUGACAACUAUGUCACAGUUUAAUAUAAUUAAAACUCUAGAGGAAACAAUGCGGCAUCUUAAAUCAUCGACAUCCUGUCUUGACGUACUGCCGACUGACUUGUUAAAAAUUAUUUUAGUGACCUGCUGCAAAUAAUUAAUGGUUCACUAAUAUCAGCCACUUUCCCAAAUGCGCUUAAAACAGCUGCUAUUAAGCCACUCUUAAAAAAGAGAACUGGAUGCCUCUGUUAAACAACUAUACCUGUCUCAAAUUGUCCUUUUAUAGCUAAAAUCAUCGAGAAAGUUGUUUUUAGUCAACUCCUUUUUUAACUCCAGUGAUCAUUUUGACAAAUUUCAGCUAGGCUUCCGACCUCAUCACAGCACUGAAACGGCUCUUCUAUAUAAUGAUAUACGGCUGAAUCCAGCGAAAUUAAUGGAAGGGGAUGUCAUCGCACCGUCCUAAAUGACAGAGCUAAAUGCAGCUCUCAACUUCAUUAUUCGACCGUUUCACUUCAUGAUGCUUUUCGUAGCCUAAGUUUCAUUCAUUGUUAUAUGAAGGACAACAGAGUUUUGCGCCCAAUGUUUAUUAAUGCUAGUACAUACAGCACAAUGCAUAUUGGCUCCGGCCUGGUACAAGUAUAUUCAUUGCAUCCAUACCCUUGUCUGUAGAAUACGAAUCAACAGCAAAUUGCUUAUUAUUUAUGUAACUACGAUAUCCAAUAUAAAACCAAUGUUCAUCAUCAUCAUACAGUGCAGCUCUUGCAAUUCCAAGUUGAUACUGUAUCGGCGGUAGCCAGCAUAUGAAUUUAGACCGGUGAUAGCCUAGCAACAUUUGCUAACGUAACAUAGCCUAUCUGAGUCUUCUAUCAUCUUCUGUAGAACAGGAACACCAAAUUGCUUAGCUAGCUGUGUGUUCAUGUA